Molecule: messenger RNA, 291 nt
Organism: Echinostoma caproni
Lineage: Eukaryota; Metazoa; Platyhelminthes; Trematoda; Plagiorchiida; Echinostomatidae
Source: the annotation of a GenBank genome assembly
UUCCGGAGGUUGCUUCUCUCCGUUCGGUUCGGGACCUCUACGAUCGCAUUCAGAAGUGGUGGUUUCUGUGACACCAUGUAUCGACUCAACGGAUGUGUCUCUCAGUGUGAACGUGCUCGAUCUGACCGGCAUCCUCAACCUGUCCAGUGUCACCUCUCCCGUGGCUUCUUCACCGCUCUGGGCAGAACCGUUGCAAAUUCUUUGUCAAAUAAACUGGACGGUAGAUCACGUGAUUGAUGUGGCCGCUGUUAUGCUACAAAAGAUCUAUCAACUGGAAAUCCCUCGACAUCG